Aspergillus neoniger CBS 115656 is the source of this 917-nucleotide messenger RNA. RefSeq lists its product as uncharacterized. The coding region runs from base 263 to 778 and encodes 171 amino acids. The transcript is spliced from 2 exons. The record is from RefSeq and is a predicted model, not a curated record. Lineage: Eukaryota; Fungi; Ascomycota; Eurotiomycetes; Eurotiales; Aspergillaceae.
CGCUGGGAAGACGGUAAUCAGAGCAGAUCUAUUCGACAGGACGCAGAGCUCAUGUGGCAUGUUAUAACUUACUAUACAUCUAGUUACCGCUCUCAGCAUUCAAUUAUAUUGCGUUAUACCUCUGUGCGCAAUUUGAAUCAAUCUAGGGACUUGGCGAAACACAAGAAGCUAAAAUGUCUACUUCUACAUACCAAUAUUACAUCUAUGGCACUUGGAGACGUUAAGUGUCACUGUCAUACGAGAAGGGGAAGCUACGGUACAGAUGCAGAGAACAUCAGAUGACAUUCUUCCAAAAAGUCGGAGGUCCUCUUCGGUACGUCAUAUCAGAUACCAGUACCCAGGAGCCAUAGACCCUGAGGGCCAAGACCGGACCUCUAAUGUGACAUUAAAAAAGACCUUCUAUCUCCCUCAAUUCCCCCGACAACCCAUCCUCAAAAUCGCCAUGCUCUCCCGGAAACCCCUCGCAGUAACCCUCAUCGCCAUAUCCAGUGCACAAGCAAUAUGCAAUAACAGCAUGUACGAGAUUGAUUCAGGAACAUGCACCUGGGUAGGAUCGGCACCAUUUUGCCCCCAGGACAUGGCAGACUAUUGCGAUACGAUGGAUACCCCCACAGGGGCAGUGAAUCUGUGGGCUACCACCCGAAAUCAUGAUUUAAGGGAUCUUCUUGAUCUGGGAUAUAUCACUCAAGAAUGUUAUGAUGACUAUGGGGGUAAUUGUUUGGAUGAUGGUUGGAAGACUCUUUGGUGCGAGGGGGCGUGGCCUCAGUGUAGUGGAUAAAGGUCCCUAAUGCUUUGGGUGAUGGUAGGUCAGUCAAGAAUUAAUUUUUGUCUUUCACUUUUCUCCUUUACUUUCCACCAUUCUUGAAGUUAUUGCUUUUAUUGGUGGUAACGAUCAGAUAGGGCUAUGUGGACGGGGC